AUGAAAAGCGAAUCUGUAGUGAUCAUCGGGGCCGGCGUGAUCGGACUGAACGUAGCUCUCGUUCUCGCUAAAAAGGGCUAUGGCCAGCAUACAACCAUCAUUGCAGAACAUCUUCCAGGAGAUACUUCGAUAAAUUACACUUCACCAUGGGCUGGUGCCAAUUUUUCUGCUAUUUCUGCAAGCGACCCGAAUGCGUUGCGAUGGGACAAACUUGGAUAUAUGUAUCUUCUCAAUCUUGCAGCCAAGGAUGGCAAGAAUGCGUUUGCGAAGGAAACACCUUCGGUGGAGUAUUGGGACGAGCUACCAUCCCGUGAGAAGAUCGACUCGAUGGCCGCGUAUCUCAAAGAUUUUAAGGAGAUUGCCACACAAGACUUGCCAGCGGGUGUUGCAUUUGGCAUAGAGUUCAGGACAAUAACGCUCAAUGCACCAAUGCACCUUCAGUAUUUGUUCCAGAAGCUCACCCAAGAAUAUGGAGUGCGAGUCAUUCGCAAAAAGUUGCCCCAAGUCUCAUCCGGCUAUCUCAGCAAGGAUACGAAGGUGGUAUUUAACUGCACCGGAAAUGGAGCAAAAGAGUUGCCGGGAGUCCAAGACUCGAAAUGCUUUCCCACUAGAGGUCAGAUACUACUUGCAAGAGCAUCUCAUGUUCAACAAAACAUCAUGAGACAUGGUAAGGACUAUGAAACCUAUGUGAUUCCUCGACCAUACUCGAAUGGAAAUGUGAUCCUUGGUGGAUUCAUGCAAAAGAAUGUUGGUACACCGGAUACCUUCAGAGAAGAGACAGAAUCAAUUCUGACUCGAACGGCGGCUUUGCUUCCAGCUCUAAACUCAAACGAGACUGAGAUUCUUGGUGCGUUUGCUGGGCUGCGCCCAUCUCGCGAGGGUGGCACUCGUGUUGCCAGGGAAAACGUACAAGUAGGCGCUGCAGGACGCUGGGUUGUUGUUGUCCAUAACUAUGGCGCCGGUGGAACCGGCUACCAGGCUGGAUAUGGAAUGGCGGUUGAGGCAGUUGACACUGUGACUGAGGAGAUUAACGCACUUGAUAUUCAGUCGCGUCUUUAGAUGUUGUUCCCAGUGUCCACUUUGGGUGUAUUUUUGGGUGGGGUUAUUUCUAGAUUUCAU
Messenger RNA from Penicillium samsonianum, 1119 nucleotides. RefSeq names its product FAD-dependent oxidoreductase. The transcript has 5 exons. The record is from RefSeq and is a predicted model, not a curated record. NCBI's taxonomy places the organism in Eukaryota, Fungi, Ascomycota, Eurotiomycetes, Eurotiales, Aspergillaceae. Bases 1 to 1059 code for a protein of 352 amino acids. Gene Ontology annotation, molecular function: FAD binding; D-amino-acid oxidase activity.